AUGGGGGAAUCAAGACAAGAGCUACUGGCAUGGCUGAACAACCUCCUGCAGCUAAAUGUCACCAAAGUCGAGCAAUGCGGGACAGGCGCAGCUCUCUGUCAGAUUUAUGACAGUAUCUUCCAGGAUCUACCCAUGAGCAGAGUCAAAUUCAAUGUCAACACUGAAUAUGCCUAUCUACAAAAUUUCAAAAUCCUCCAAAAUGCCUUUACGAAGCACCAAAUCGAGCGCCCCGUUCCUGUCGAGUCCCUGGUCAAAUGCAAGAUGCAAGAUAACCUUGAGUUCCUUCAAUGGUCAAAGCGCUACUGGGAUCAGUACUAUCCAGGUGGCGACUACGAUGCUCUUGCCCGACGGAAAGGAGCUGGAGGCGCUCCCGCAGCUGCUGCCCCAACACCCGUCUCUUCUCGCACUUCUGGUGCUGGCGUCAGCGCCACCAGCGCUGCUCGACGUGGUACCACCCCAACAACAUCAACAACCUCAGCGGCGCGAGGAGCAAGACAGCCAACGGGAGGUGUAUCCGCGGCUGUAUCAGCGGAAAACACUCAGCUCAAGCAGACGGUCGAGGGGCUGGAGAGGGAACGGGACUUCUAUUUUAGUAAACUAAGGGAUAUCGAGUUGCUGUUACAGCAGGCUGUCGACCAGGAUCCUGAGAUUGAGAAGGCUGAGGAUGGAUUGGUCAAGCAUAUUCAGGCAAUUUUGUAUUCAACAGAAGAAGGAUUUGAGAUACCCGCAGAGGCAGAGGGCGGAGUGGUGGAUGAUCAGGAGACGUUCUAG
This is a messenger RNA of Letharia columbiana, 771 nucleotides long. RefSeq lists its product as uncharacterized. Gene Ontology annotation, molecular function: microtubule plus-end binding. Bases 1 to 771 code for a protein of 256 amino acids. Gene Ontology annotation, cellular component: microtubule organizing center; cytoplasmic microtubule; spindle midzone. The record is from RefSeq and is a predicted model, not a curated record. Gene Ontology annotation, biological process: regulation of microtubule polymerization or depolymerization; protein localization to microtubule plus-end; spindle assembly. NCBI's taxonomy places the organism in Eukaryota, Fungi, Ascomycota, Lecanoromycetes, Lecanorales, Parmeliaceae. The transcript is spliced from 6 exons.